AUGUCUAGAGUAAGGAGUACCCACCUAGCCCUUCUUGUUGUUUUCCAACUACUCCUCUCAAUAACGACACUCUUUCACGCCGUUCCCUUGGUCCAUGCCGCUACCUCAUCAUCAAUACACAAUUUUCAAUCGCAUCACUAUGAAUUACAUGCCUUAUUAAGAAAAACCAGAGGAUGGUUGAAACAUCCACUCAUGAAUCAUACCAACACUUCCACAACUCCUCUCUCUUCCACCAACUCCUACUCCCUUCAAGUGGACUUUAAAGUCCAUUCACGAAGUCCUCACAUUUCCUUCCAAAAGAAUCAUAAGGCAAUUCCCUUGUAUAAGGGUCGUGCUCUUGUUUCAUUGAUGGAACCUUCUCCCUCAUCGACACCUUCUUCUUCUUCUUUUGCUCAUAACAGUCCUUCCUCGGCCGAGGAGCACAUACGACUCGUUGCUGUUUCAAGCCUUCUCUCAGAGGCCCUCUACUUUGAUUCCCAAAUGAAUUCCUAUACACGAGUGCGUUUUGAGCCAACAACUGCCGAACAAAAGGGCCACCAAAUUUCCGUUUAUCCCUCUCCAGUAGAGUUCAACUCUCUACUAAAGUCCAUUCUCGAUACAAAUCAUUACAUACCUGAACAGGUUCCAAUCUAUGACGAAGCUGCGGACCGAUUAUGUCCUGUUGAAUAUUUCGAUCGAUAUGUUGUCUUUUUUGAACACUCCCAUUACUUGCUAUGUAUGAAGAAGGAGAAGGAUACAACCGCUUCUUCUGUCUCUCCUCGUUUACUGUCGAUGAAUGGUGUGGCCAGGACACGAAAGAAUUCUCUCAUGAAUUUAAAGUACAUUAUUGGGCAAGAGUUUACAGUGGACAUUGCAUCCAUGUCGUUGCGGAGAGGUGAACUGGGUCAGCUCAACAAUGCAAGAACAAGAGGUGGCAGCAACCUUAAUCGAUCGUCGCGAAAUGACAAUGGCAACAACAUAAUGUCGCUCUAUACAGAAUCACCUCUCAUUCAAGAAGAGUUGAAAGCCAUGAAAACACAAUCCACUUCUGAGAGCCUUAAUAGAAUUAGUCGUGCUGGAGUAUUGGAAGCCUCACCUCAGUUGGAAGACUAUUUUCCAAAGACGAAAGUUCAACUCGUCGAAAAAUCCUCCUCUGAGAAGGGAUUGUUGCAAUCCGAACAGUAUACAUCACCUGCCAAAUCAUACUUUUUCCAUUUGGACUCUAUUGCAUGUUUAUUGCCAUGGUUGAAGGACUCUAAAAAGUGUUCGCAACAAAACAGCAUGCGAGAGCAACGAGCGUUGGAUGAAAGCAAGAGAAAAGUUUGUGUCUUCUUACACGGAGCAGGACAGUGGCCCAGCGAUAAGGGAGAACCUAUUAAUUAUGAUUUUGAAAAUUAUUGGGGACCUGUUUCACAUUACACACCUCAAUGUUCUGAACGAUGGUUCAUUCGAGAGGAGACAAAAUAUCGUGGUUGGGAUAACUUGGAAUUGCAAAAAAGUUAUUGUGACAUAUUACUCAUGAAACAAAAGGGAAAAGUCACACCAUCCGAGGUAGUGAAGAAUGUCAUUAUUUAUGCUCACUCGAUGGGUAAUUUAAUUUUAGCUGCAGCAAUCAAGAAUGGAGUUUGUAGCUUGGAUAAGGAGAGUGUUUCGUGGUACGAUUUAAUGGGUCCCCUUAGGGGCAGUCCUGCUGCCAACAUGCUUGAUACUGUGUGUGCUCAAGACGACUGGAAUGUCAAACGAAUUUUAGCCGCAAAAGAAGGUGGCAAAGAAUAUAUCACUGGUCAAAUGUGUGGAACCAGUAGCUAUGGAUUAAACUCAAUGUACAGCGCUCCACUGGAAUUACUGAGUAAGCUUGUUAAUUAUGGAGAAUUGAAUGACGGCUUGGUACCCUACAGUUCAUGUGUCGUGGAUAAAGAUGCUCCAUUCUCAGAGUCGUAUGAAGAUACCUUCUACAGAACAGCCGCCAAUCAUGUGGAUGGAACGUGGGCCAUGAGUUUGCAUAAUGAUACUACUACUUGGAUCACAAAUAAUUCGAUGACAUUUUUUAUGGUUAAAAAAGUACUUCUCUAUUUGAGCUUCUUCUUGUUUGAGGUCAACAACUGGGUCGAUUUCAAUUAA
Naegleria fowleri is the source of this 2100-nucleotide messenger RNA. RefSeq lists its product as uncharacterized. The coding region runs from base 1 to 2100 and encodes 699 amino acids. Lineage: Eukaryota; Heterolobosea; Eutetramitea; Acrasida; Naegleriidae. The transcript is spliced from 5 exons. The record is from RefSeq and is a predicted model, not a curated record.